Molecule: messenger RNA, 1011 nt
Organism: Candidula unifasciata
Lineage: Eukaryota; Metazoa; Mollusca; Gastropoda; Stylommatophora; Geomitridae
Source: the annotation of a GenBank genome assembly
GACACAAGAUCUGCGCACUUGUCUGAGCCUGCUCUGCUCCCUGUAGGUGAUGUCACAGAUCCAACCACAGGAUCAUUGACCAAGCGCCCAUCAUCACCAGAAGCAACAAGGACAUCUAGAAGAGCUGUCAAUGAACCACCUGUGGUAGCCACGCCCCCGCAAGGCAGAUCGGAAGGGUCCAGACACCCAGCAUCACGUGCAUUGGAGGCAGCUCAGGCAGACAACUCUCUUCAAGUUUUGGACAGUAAGAAGCCGAGUGCCGAGAUGGAGCGGGCGUCCAGCCAGGACGAUGGAGGCGACAGCAAGGGAGCUGUGGUUCAACUUGUGCAGGUGCUGCGCUACUCUCAGUCUGACUGGAACAAGCUGAAGCAGGACUUGGAGCUCAACUUUCAGGCCAGUCUCCUGAACAAAGAGAGAGACUGGAGUCUGAUGCUGGCCGAGAGAGACAAGAAGAUUGCUGCCCUUGAGGAGACAAACCGCAAGGUCAAGCACACCAAUGAGGAUAUGAGGAUGAUCGUGGCAGAGUUUGAGAAAACCAUUUCACAACUUCAGGCGGAAAAGGAAAAGACAAAAACAGACUCACAUAAAACAGUCCAGAGUUUGGAGAGUGAACGCGAUCAGGCCAUAGAAGAUCUGCAAUCUGUGGAGACAGCAUUCUCAGAUCUACACCGACGAUAUGAGAAGAGCAAGUCCAUCAUUGAAGGCUUCAAGCGGAAUGAAGAACAACUCAAGCAGUGUGUGGAAGACUUGCAGACCAAGCUGAAGAAAUCUGAGAUGAAGUUGCAAGCAUUGAGGUCACAGGCUGAAGACAAACUGGAUAAAGCUAAUGAAGAUAUUGAGAAAAUCAAGAAAUCCACCAGAUCUGACAUGGUGCGGUUAGAGGCGGCCCUCAAGAAGGCAGAACUGCGUAUAUCCGGUCUAGAGGAAAGUUUACAAAGAAAAUGUGUGGUGAACAGAUGUGAAGCAGUAUGCAGUGAAGAUGCAGUAAACGUGUGGUGUGAACAGAUGUGA